Molecule: messenger RNA, 2819 nt
Organism: Hemibagrus wyckioides
Lineage: Eukaryota; Metazoa; Chordata; Actinopteri; Siluriformes; Bagridae
Gene: lypc
Product: ly6 domain containing, pigment cell
Exons: 3
Coding region: 449-856 (135 amino acids)
Source: RefSeq, a predicted model, not a curated record
CACAUACACACUCACACAGAGUACACACCCUUCUCUGGAGAUCACUUUUUGAACAGCAACUUUUUGAGAGCAUUUAAAACUCGAGGAGAAAACAUUCAGAUGGUUUUUUAUGAUUCAGAAGUCAGUAGAGUGAGCCAGACGGACAGAGAGUGAGCCAGACGGACAGAGAGUGAGCCAGACGGACAGAGAGUGAGCCAGACGGACAGAGAGUGAGCCAGACGGACAGAGAGUGAGCCAGACGGACAGAGAGUGAGCCAGACGGACAGAGAGUGAGCCAGACGGACAGAGAGUGAGCCAGACAGACAGAGAGUGAGACAAACAGACUGAGAGAGAGAUUAAAUCCUGGUCAUGAGAUACCAUUUGCAGGAGUAAUUCUUCAGAAGAGAAGGAUCCUCAGAGUAGUAAAGAUAAGCAAGAAGAGUUUUUCUGAAGAAACAAAGGCGUGGUCAUGUCCAGCUCCACAGCGCUGCUCUUCCUCAUCCUGCUGAGUCUUCUAGCUUCCACAGCGGUCUGUCUCACCUGCUACACCUGUGUGUUUUCAAGCAUCUCUCCACUUGAAUGCCAGAUGCAGUCUAAUAAAUGUGCUGCAGGUGAACGCUGCCUGUAUGCCACCGCCACAGCUGAGAAGGACUCCAGACGUUUUGUGCUUAACGACAAGAGCUGUGCCACACCGUCUAAGUGUGGUGUUACUGGAGAGAAACGUGUUGCAGGACUUGUCUUCACCUUCACCACACGCUGCUGCGACACUGACCUGUGUAACGCUGCGGCCAUGACAAUGCCUGCUGCCCCCUGCUGGAGCCAAAUGGCACUGAGCCUCGUCUGCAUGGCACUCACUAGCUUGCUGGCCUCAGCGUGAAUCCACACACACUCACACUGAGCUAAGCUAUUUGCACACCAAUUACUAGACAGAUUACUAAUAAAAUACACAUUUAUGGCAACCACAAUGACACACACACAUACAUAAUGAGUGUAUUUAUGAGUGGUUGCAAUGAGUCAUAUUCUAGAUCUCACACACACACAAUACAUAUAUAUAAACCUGAGAGAACAGCUACAUUUCUCACUCUCACUGCUUUAACAGCACAAAGCCUCUGUAACUGACAGGACCGUUCUAGAACAGUGAAUGUUGAUGUAUUACUCAGAGCAGGUUCUAUACAUUAUACAUAUAAUAAAAUAUAACGUUAGUAGCAGCUGACCUUAAAACUAAUGUCGCCUGAGGGAACCAGUGAUGUUCUGGAUGGUUCUAUCUCAUUUCCAUAGCCACUGUAUUUUUACAAUGUUUUCUAUAUAAAGACUCAGUAGCUACAAGCUAGCUAAAUAAUUAGCUUUUGUACUAGCUGUAUAGAAACACUGACUCUUACGUCACUUAAGUCACGUGUUUCUAGAGAAGUCUCUCUGCAUCAGUCCACUGCCUCGAGUCAGUUUAUUUGUUAAUAAAUAAAUCCAUCACAUUUUUAAAGGUUCUUUAUUAAGGCACAUGGAUUUGUGUACUUAUAAAAAAAAAGAAUACAAAAGACAACACACAUCUCCAUCUGAUUAUCUGGAUCUGAUCGAAGCGGGUCCUGCAUGGUGGCUGUAGACGAGCGCUGAUAUCGGCUCGUACACGCCCGGGCUUCCACAGAAAGAGGAAGGAUGUAAGAGUGCAGAGGAAGAGAGAGGAGGAGGAGGAGGAGGAGGGAGAAGAAACGGACGGUGAGGUUACAGGCUGAGGGGCAGGAGGAGGGGGCUUUGCUCUGUGGUUUUCCUCUCACUGGUGUGGACACUCGAACUUCCUGGUUUUACAGGAAACCUGCAUCUGCUCUUAUUUCUCUAAGCUCAACAUUCAAACCAGUAAAAUCCCAAUCAUCAGUCUGGCACUUUACAAGUAAUGUUUCUAAUAAAAGUAUACAAAUAGAUCAUGCACAUUACUCUUGAAUCGUUCUGCAAUCGUCCAAUCAAAAAUAAGCAAAGUGGGCGGGGCAAAUCUCUCUCUCUCUCUCUCUUUUGAGUUAGCGUCAAUCCUGCAGAUUCCUUUGUUAUUCUCCUUCCAAAUGAUCCAUUGUGUUGAAACGAUGGCAGGAAUGUGUGUGUAUACGAAUCAGUGUGGUUCACCAGAUCAACACCCACAACCUCACCGAGUAACUCAAAGCACACACACCUCCGUCUCAGCAGAGAAAUGUGACACCUUCACACUAUUGUGUCUCUAGAACACAGUGUGUGUGUGUGUAUGAAAAAAACCUGAAAUCACAGUGCUACCACAUAGCCCCGCCCCCUUUCACUAAGAGAAAACUGUUUGACCCUUCGUUCCUUCUCGCACUACCGCAGUAAGGCACAUCAGAUAAGGAGCGGCUGCUGUGAGAGUGAGUGCAUGGUGUAAGAGUGCGUUAUUAGGCAAGCUAGCUGCACAGUUGCUUCAUCACCACCACGCGCUGAGCAAACGGCUGCAUGGGGUUUCGUUUCCGAAACAGGAACAGAGAACGUGUGCGAGCCAACGACAUCCUGCUCACAGACGCUCUGCAGUCCAAUCAGCUAGCUGGAUUUCAUUUAUCUAGCUAAGGACAGGCGGUUAGCAUUAACGCUCCAGAACCGUCUGAUGUUUAGCUAGCUAACAAUUAUGUAAUCUGUAACGUGAUGAUGUCAUAUGACUGAGUUUGAGAUCGGCUGGCUACUUUUGACUUAAACUCCGCCCCCUUUUUGGACUGUCGUUUGGAAAAUGUUUGUGUAUGCAUGAGUUCAGCUAAGCGUAGGAACGUAAGACAUCUCUAGAGCGCAUAUGAAGCAAAAAAAAAAAAAAGAGUUGAUGAACUGAACUGAGACACUGAAAGCACAAGCAGAAAAAAACA